ACACAAAUUCUUAGGAACAACGGCCAAACCUUAUGUAAACAAUUCUUGAGUUGAAAAGUAAAUGAAAGCCAAUUAAAUAUAGAGGCGGAUUUCGGAGCUUGCAAAUAAAAUUCAUUAUGGGGGAGCCGCAGCUGAUACGACGACUUUUGCAGGGGAAGUACGUAGAGUGAUAAGAAAGUAGAGAGUAUAUAUAAACAGAGGCUUCCCAAUCGUUCGGCACACAGUCAAGAUGCAGAGCUUUCUGGGAGUAGCAAUCAUUCUGGCUCUUCUGAGCCUGGUGGCUAGCCAGGCGCAGAACAGCUCCCAGUCCAUGGAUCUCUAUAUACUCCAGAAUCAGCGGCAAUAUGACGCGAAGAUCAAACAGCUGGCAGAUGAAUUAGCCAAUUUUAAGCAGCUAUUUCAGAAGCAAAUCAAUGCGCUCGAUGUGCAAGCAGAUUCGAUGCAGCUAAAAUUGGAACAAGCCUCCGCUCACCUGGAUCCCAUUAUCCUGAUCGAUUCCUGGAGCAAACAAUGCGUACAGAACUAUAGUGUUACUAUACCAACGAUCACCGUGGCCAGGGACUCCAUUAUCAAGUGUAAGGAAAGUAUUAGUGGCAUUUUAAAUGCACCUGAGAGCACCUACAACACCCUGAAUAACUACUAUAAAAAUAACGUGAAGAAUGGUUUGGCACAAUGCCUAAAACUUCAUCCAACUGCCCAGUUAAAUUACACACUCUGUGUAACCAAGGUGAUUGGUGAUGCCAAUAAGUAUACCAUCACCACACAGAAUACUUUCAAUACCAACCUGAAGAGUUCGGAAUGCACGGCUGAUAAUCGCAUUAGGAACUCCUGGCAGUGCUCCUUUGGCCAGGUGUACUCUAUUACCUCCAAAGUGGAACUGGCGCUGCAACUCAUCGACUCCUGCAUUUCCAAUAAGGUGAUCUGUGGAUCCUUUGAAGAGCAAUCGUGUCCGAAUAAGUCAUAUGUUUCUCUGUCGGAGAUCAAUCCUCGCAACGAUACCAUCCGGAAUCCCUUCAAGUUUGUAACCAAUGCUAUGAGCUGUGUAGAGGUCCUGAUCAGCAGUUAAAGUAUCCUUACAUAAAUCAAAUUCAUUCGAGUCAAUGAAAAUAUUACAGCAUUUAUUAAUUUGUAUAGCUUUUGAUGUUUAAAUAAAUAUAAAUACUAUUACCAGCAUUAUAAAUAUGUACUUUGCUCUAUAAAGUUUUGAUAAGAAAACUUGAAGUGCUGUUUCCAGAAGCGAAUUAAUAAAAAUAUAUAAACUAAGUAGAUUAUUAAGCAAAACCAAGAUAAAUAAGUACAUAUAGUUAAAAAGAUUUUAUAGCCUCUUUAAUUAGCACCAAAAACUGCCAGCUGGGUAAACAUUGUAUUGUUUAUGAAGAUUAUAAAGCGAAUUCGUAGCACCACCUGCUCCAUCCAAAUUAUAAAGCCUCGUGGUUUAUUACUUGGUUUAUCAAUUUUGAAAAAAAAAGAAGUAAAAAAGGAAAGAUGCCAGUUCCAACCAAUUCACCAGGAGCACAGAAUCAUUUCAGUGGACUCUUGAGUACCAACGCAAAAUAAGAUGACAAACUGGAUUUGGACCUUUUUCAGGUACCCGCACGAACCAUUUCUGGAAUUUGAGCCACUCAAAGGGACCGCUGCAACAUUCCAAGCCUUAGAAAUAAUUCCUCGAAUUUGGAGUCACAUAAAACCAGAGAUCGCUUUGUGUGUGGGUUUUCAUUCUAACGUUUCCACAUUCCCCGUCCCGAUUCCACAAUCUGGAUGGCAGAUGCGUGAGAACAAUGAUCGGCACAGGCUAAAGAAAAUCGUGGUUGGUGUAGUCCCAAAAUCAUGAAAAGAUCUCUUGACACGGGCUGACCGUGUGAAAUAUUAGAGAUGCUUGGGAAACCUCGGAAAAUAUCUAACAGGCUGACAGUAAAAUUAGCACGCCACUACGGGAAAUCGAAUGAAAAUGUGAUAGAGCAGGUAGCUAGCACAUGUGGAAGCACUGGGAAAAUUCGUGAGAAUUUUCUGUCUUUGAUCCUUUCAUUGUUGGCCCUUUGGGACGUUAUGGGAAAAUGAAUUUUCAGCGUGUGAAAAUGUUCAAAAUUGCUUAUAAUUUGUU
Drosophila melanogaster (fruit fly) is the source of this 2101-nucleotide messenger RNA. RefSeq lists its product as uncharacterized. NCBI's taxonomy places the organism in Eukaryota, Metazoa, Arthropoda, Insecta, Diptera, Drosophilidae. The coding region runs from base 230 to 1066 and encodes 278 amino acids. The transcript has 2 exons. The record is from RefSeq and is marked reviewed.